Molecule: messenger RNA, 2020 nt
Organism: Larimichthys crocea (large yellow croaker)
Lineage: Eukaryota; Metazoa; Chordata; Actinopteri; Sciaenidae
Gene: tmed10
Product: transmembrane p24 trafficking protein 10
Exons: 5
Coding region: 93-713 (206 amino acids)
Source: RefSeq, a predicted model, not a curated record
GCCUGAGUGAAGCCGGCUGUGUGAGCUGGAACUCGGUGUUAAGCUGGUCGGCUGGCACGGGCUGGUUGGUCGGUUGGUUUGAGUUGGUAGCCAUGGCUCGACUCGCUGCGCUACUGCUGUUACCGGUUCUCUUUGAAUCCGUCUUUUCCAUUUCUUUCUUUUUACCGGUCAACUCGAGAAAGUGUUUACGGGAGGAGAUCCACAAAGACGUCCUGGUCACGGGAGAGUACGAUAUAGGCGAGCAGGCUAACACCAAAACGAACCUGAAGAUCACAGAUUCCUCCAUUCACACUCUUUACUCCAAGGAAGAUGCAAUGAAAGGAAAGUUUGCAUUCACCACAGAGGACUAUGACAUGUUUGAGGUGUGCUUCGAGAGCAAGUCACCCAUGGGGUCUGGAAGAGUGCCUGACCAGUUGGUCAAUCUGGUCAUGAAACACGGUGUGGAGGCCAAAAACUAUGAAGAGAUUGCCAAGGUGGAGAAGCUGAAGCCCCUCGAGGUCGAGCUGAGGCGACUGGAGGACCUGUCGGAGUCCAUCGUCAACGACUUUGCUUACAUGAAGAAGAGGGAGGAGGAGAUGAGGGACACCAAUGAGUCCACCAACACACGCGUGCUGUACUUCAGCAUAUUCUCCAUGUGCUGUCUCAUUGGGCUGGCUACAUGGCAGGUCUUCUACCUGCGGCGCUUCUUCAAGGCAAAGAAGCUGAUCGAGUAGAGCGGCUGCAAAGUCAGCCAUCAACACAUCCCAACAUCCACCCUCUUUGGACUAGCUUCAGCAAACAACAGCAAGUGGGGUUGAGGGGUUCAAAUUCUAGUUUUCACAGCUGUAAGAGAAAGAGAGUACCAAGGUCGUCCUCUGGAAAAAAAAAAAAAAAGAUUCACCUGCUUAUUUAGUGUUUUGAAACAUGAAAAGCGCUGUAGGGAGAAAUGCACUGUGAGACAUGGGAGGCGUAUGACGUUAUGUACGUCCAUCUCCAUGGUACUUCACGUUUCUGUCUGCACUGUUUUUGAAUGUUGCAGUUUACUUAAUAAGAACUUGUUCCUUCAAUCAGUUGAACAGUGAUGUUUGAUUUCGAGCUCGGUUUGGAUGGAUGUGCCAUGAGCGAAUGUCUUUUUGCCCUUCUGUUGGUGUACACAUUAUUUGCCAUGCCAAGCAAACUAGAUCCUUGGUGCCCUUUUUAUCAAGUGAAGGCUAUUUGAGAAGUGGUUUGUUUGUUCCUUUUUUGACGAGACAACCGGCAACCGCUUACACUUCUGUGUUAUGUCACUUAAUUUGCGUACAUGUUUGGUAGCUAAAUUUAACCGUGUCUUUAGUUUGUUUUUCAUAUUGUAAAUGCUACUUAGUUGCUUCUACAGGUAUAUUUUUGGGGUGGGUUGUGAGUUGUCAGAAUAAUAUUCUUAGUUAUAAAUUAGGUCACUUCUAUGAGCUCUUGCACGUUCUAGUUUUGUUUUUUGGAACACCUGAACUUUGGUUUGUCACCAAUCAGACGUAGCCAGAAACCAAAAAAAACCUUGUUGCAACAUUAUACUGUAUGUACAUGGCUAUGAGUAAUUUAACCACCUGACUUCUGUGAUGCGAUUCAUAUAUACUUGUGCAAGUUUCUAUGGAUGUGCAGUGGAUGGAAGUAUUCACAGGAAAAUGUAAAGUAGGCUAUCCAAACCUUUUCUGACAUUUCCUUUCCGUCAUACGACUUUUUCCUCUGUACACACUGGUACAUUUGACUCUCCUUUUGUAAUUUUCAAAACACGACUUCCCCAAUUACAGUACUCGCAGAUCCAUCCAGCGUGCUUCUUUUCCUUUUUAGAAAUACUUAACGAGGCUUGGGUUACAUGUGAAUGUGGGUGGCUGCAAAUAUUUGGAUUGUUUUUUUUGGCAGGGUUUAAUUGAGGCAUCUGUCAUGGAUACAUUUUUAACAAUGAACAUGCGCGUAGAGCGCACUCAAUGAUUUUUAUGUUGACUGAUAAAUUUUGUAAAUUUGUGUUGGGCUUUUAUUCAAUAAAAUAUUGGAUGGAUUUACAUUA